Molecule: messenger RNA, 1235 nt
Organism: Toxotes jaculatrix (banded archerfish)
Lineage: Eukaryota; Metazoa; Chordata; Actinopteri; Toxotidae
Gene: marchf9
Product: membrane-associated ring finger (C3HC4) 9
Exons: 4
Coding region: 1-1014 (337 amino acids)
Biological process (GO): protein ubiquitination
Molecular function (GO): ubiquitin-protein transferase activity; zinc ion binding
Source: RefSeq, a predicted model, not a curated record
AUGUUCAAGUAUCGGAUCCGCAUGUUUUUUAAUGAACUGAAAGUCCUGGUGUUUAUGCGAUCCGAUUCGAGACAGUCCGGCUCAGACACAGAUAGACGGUCCACCACCAUGCGAGGUCUGGGGAUGGGCGGCUGCGGUUGGCCGCCUUUCGUCGACUGCCAUUCCCGGGAUGACGAGGAGGAGUACUACGGCAGCGACCCGCGGCCCCGGAGCCUGGCGUUUGAGGACAAGGAACCCAAACUGCAAGUGGGCCUAGACGCGGUGUCUCUGGCCAGCACCGCCAGCAGCCUGCGGACCCCCCAGUGCCGGAUCUGUUUCCAAGGCCCAGAGCAGGGCGAGCUGCUGAGCCCCUGCCGCUGCGACGGCUCCGUACGCUGCACUCAUCAGCCCUGCCUCAUCCGCUGGAUCAGCGAGAGAGGCUCCUGGAGCUGCGAGCUCUGCUACUUCAAGUACCAGGUCCUGGCCAUCAGCACCAAGAACCCUCUGCAGUGGCAGGCCAUCUCUCUGACGGUGAUUGAGAAGGUGCAGAUAGCGGCUAUUAUUCUGGGCUCCCUGUUCCUCAUUGCCAGCAUCUCCUGGCUCAUCUGGUCCUCCCUCAGCCCCUCGGCCAAGUGGCAGCGUCAGGACCUGCUCUUCCAAAUCUGCUACGGCAUGUAUGGCUUCAUGGAUAUCGUCUGCAUAGGCCUUAUCAUUCACGAGGGAUCAUCAGUGUAUCGAAUCUUCAAACGAUGGCAAGCUGUCAAUCAGCAGUGGAAAGUACUGAACUAUGAGAAAUCAAAGGACUUGGGUGACCCGGUGAGUUCGAGCAGUAAGACAGGGGCCCGUGGAUCUCGCAGUAACCCUCACGGUCUGGCCAGCAGCAGCGGUGGGCGACAGAGCAGGAGGCUAAGAACUAUUCUGAACCACCACUGUGGAUACACCAUCUUGCACAUCCUGAGCCAACUGAGGCCCAACGACCCCCGGAUCAGUGCAGCCGCCAACCGAGAGGUGGUGAUGAGGGUCACCACCGUAUGAGGCAGACCGGGCACGUGCGAUGGAAUAGACUUUGUCUUUGUGUCCAGAUGUAAAUGAAUGGUAGGACUUACUGGACCUAAUAUUAAAUACUACAGACUCACGUAGGCAAAAGGAGUCCUGUGAGGAGCUGAGCGAUGCCCGGAGCAUCAACAGACAGCACACACUUGAGGAUUUCUCCUCUUGUUUCGUACAACAAAAGGAAGCCAGAUGCUCCUUUUCAA